CUCAUAUCGCCAGAAUUUUGUCGGUAUGACAGAUUAUCUAACCUUCAAAAGUAGCAUCUUUAACGCUUAAUAACUCUUUUUACACUAUCGAGCGACGAUUUUUAUUUUUCAAACCCUUGUUUUUAUGGAAAAAGACAUCGAUUAAGUGUAUUUAUAUCAAAAUGUGCGGUACAAAUGUUUACACUAUGAUUAUCUCGUAUCGGAUGUACAGUGUACGAAACGCAUUCGAGGGAGAGAUUUGUUUUGCAACGACAAUAACAAUUAGCUGGCAGAUAUGAAAACCGAAGUGUCCUGGAAACGACGAUUUCUACGAAAGAAGCUCAAGUACAUGUUGAUAUGCGUCCUCGUAGUCGCUGUGAUAUUCGUGUUUUAUCAAUUAUUUUACUUCAAAGAACUGAAUCGGGAGAUCGUGGGCAAACUAAUCGCCGGCUCGUUACGAGAUAAUAAUCACGUGGUCGUCGGCAAGCAAACUUCCAAGUGGCAUCAACCGCAGCAUUCCAAGCUCAUACGUGACAAAAACGGUCGAACUGUGUCAUUGCGUGGUACGCGAGACCAAGACAUUGCCAAGUAUCUUCCCAAUGUUAACGGAAAAUUCGUAUGUUUUGCUUCGAAGAGGGAAAUCGAUUUUGUGAAAAUUAAUGAUGAUUAUUGUGACUGUCCGAUGGAUGGAAGCGAUGAACCAGGUACCAAUGCGUGCAAUAGUGGUGUCUUCAAUUGUGAGACCAAUUCUAAAAAAUCAGCAGCAAGAAUACCAUCGUAUAAGGUCAAUGAUGGAUAUUGUGAUUGUUGUGAUGGUUCUGAUGAAUGGGCUGAAGCAGCAUUAUUGUACGAGCUUAAAGGAUCAGGAAGUGUAAUUUUUCAUGGAGUUAAAUGCUUAAACAGAUGUUAGCAAGAACGAACUUUAGAAAGUGAACUAUAAUUCAGAUUGCAAAAAGGUACUGUUGUUUGUGGUAUGGACUUAUAUAUAUCGUGACAAAAGUUGUUACAAGUGUAAAUGAUAGGUAAAUUCUUAGAACAAUUCUUAUCUCAAAUUUAUAAAGCAUAUUUAUUUACUUUAUUUUAUUUUUUUUGUAUAUAAAACAAGAGUUGAAAAAGAUUAUUGCUUGACAUUGAAAAAAAACGGAAGUCAAGUUUUCCAUGGAAGCUAUUUUUGAACUUGAGUAAUGAUAUGUGUUGUUUGUUUAAUUAAAAACUCGAUUUAUCAUUUCUCCUUAACUUAAAAAGAUGACUAUUAAUAUACAUAGAAAUAUAGCUAUGAAUAACAAAAAAUCAGAUUUGAUAAAGUAUAUCUAAUUUAGAUAAAUCAACAAUACAAAUCUUUCAAAAAUUAGCACAUAAUAAAUUAUUUAUGAGAUAUGAAAAAGAGAUAGUAAAAGGAGAAGAGAUUUGUAAAAAAUGUUAACUCUUUUUAAAUAGGGCAUAUUUGUUUAUGUCAUAUCAAUUAUUUCAACAGAUAAUAUUUUCACAUGUUGAUUUGAAUAAAUUGCAGUUAUAUAGUUUUUCGAUCCAUUUAAUAUGGGCAUGGCAUUUGUUAAAAUGAACAUAAAACAAUUUGUUGAUUCAUGAUUUCAAUUAGAAAAA
Messenger RNA from Formica exsecta, 1581 nucleotides. RefSeq lists its product as uncharacterized. The transcript is spliced from 4 exons. The coding region runs from base 275 to 889 and encodes 204 amino acids. NCBI's taxonomy places the organism in Eukaryota, Metazoa, Arthropoda, Insecta, Hymenoptera, Formicidae. The record is from RefSeq and is a predicted model, not a curated record. Gene Ontology annotation, molecular function: protein binding. Gene Ontology annotation, biological process: N-glycan processing. Gene Ontology annotation, cellular component: glucosidase II complex.